UUCUCGACUAUCUGACGGGCUGGCUUAUCCUCCUCGCUCAUAGCUCUUGCCCCCCUUCCAUCUUCUGCCCUGCCCUCCCGUCCCCGGCGCGACCCUGGUGCUGCUGCUGUAGAUCCUUCGUCAUGCGAUCAGUCUCGCCGCUGUCAUUUCAAACCCCCGCAAUUCCUUUCAGCCAAAACGAUAAUCUUUUUGCCUACUCCAGCUUCCUCUGUUGUUGCAUGUAUAUACACCAUCAUCCAUUUGUUUGCUCAAAGAGCUCGAGAUCGUGAAUUUCUCCGUGGACAGCAGAAGCAGGAGCGGGGGUUGGCAGAUACGGCGCGGAGCGGCAUUCUUGAGGGUGAGGUUGCGGUUUCCAGUCUGGUGCCCGCGGUGGCGGAAGGAUAAUUGGGCGAGGUGGAGGAAGGGAAGAGGAGGGUAAGCGAGCUUAGAUGCUACACGCGCUUCACGUUCUGAGCAGGAAACUGAUUCGCAUAGUUCUCCCAAUGAUUUAAAAUUUAGUCAACAUACUACUAGAGCGAGGCAGCAACAGAGGCGGGGACGAAGCAGAGAUCACUUUAGUUGAUUCCCUCCUCCGAACGGAAAGUUUUGGCAGUCGGCACCAGAUUUGUCUAUUCGUUCGCACCUGCUUUACGAAGUUCUCGGGUUUGAGAAACUGAGGUUUCCGAAAUACAUCUCUGGUCUAAACCGCGGAGGCAGCCGUUGAUGCAUCUUGAGUCAUCACACAGCGUCUGACAAGUCAAGGAAAGAACCAGACGAUUGUAUUACGGUGUAGGGAAGUGAAUCUGUGGAUAGAGAAGGGCGAUCAUAAGGAAGAAAAUACUUCGCUGUAUCUCGAAAGGGGCUGAAAGACGAAAAGGGAAUUUUCGAGAGGGAGUCGCUGUUGAUACCAAUUAUGGCAGAAGACAGACCGGACCAAGAGGAGGAGUCCAGAGGGGAGACCGGACAAACCCAGAUGAUGUUGGAACAGAGAUCAUGGAGAUUCGCUUACGAGGCCCUUACACACGUGCAUUCGAUGAGGCUGUUUUUAUUCAAUCCAGCAUUAUCAUUUCCGCUAAGAUGCCAUUCGCUUCGGGCCUACCUUCAGCCGACUUCCCCAUUUUCUGCUUCCCCUGUCGUGGUGUGCCGGUGGAAUUCUCCUGGAGGAGACUCGCACACAGUCUAUGUGCCCAUGCCAUUUUGCCUCAUCGAUCACUCUGCCCCCUUUGUUGUCCAGUGUCGAACUGAUUUUAUCGAGGUGAAGCUAAAGCUUCUUCCAUUUGGUGGCAGCUUCCUGGAUGGUCUUACCUUCUUAGGUUUUUCUCAUAGAGGGAUCCCCAUCAUGAGGGAUGGCUCUAGGCAAACGGAAGCUCAGAAGAGAGACGAGGCUCCCUUUUCCCUGUCCUCAGAUGCAGAAUUACUCGCGUCAAAGGCCAAUGUAACCUUCUUCUGCAGAAAGUGCAGUGCCAAACUGACCGACGGUAGCUUGAGCCGCAUUCUGGAACUGCCAUCUAUGGAAUGGCGGGAACUUGCAGACCACUGGUUCGGAACUUGCUGCUGUUCAGAUGGGGCUAAAACAGAAAACCUUGUGGCUCAAUUUCAACAACUCAUGACUCCUACAAGAGGUUUGUGUCUUGUGGGAUCUACUACCUGCAUCAUUCAUUCUGAUGAUCUGGUCAACGGUACUCAACCCCAUCGAAAAUCCUCGACCAUCGAAAGUUCCCGAGGGGAAAAUGUUGGUGUCAAAGAGGAGCUCUCAAGAUCCGCCGUCUUAUCUCCUGAAGUUGUUGACGAGACGGGUAAGACUACGAGAGGACGGUCUGGCCAUGGACUGGUAGUUGGCUGUGUACCUGCAGCGCUGGCGACUGAUGCUAGCGAAGCUGAUACAUGUGGAAGUGUUGUUACUUCCCAGGAUGCCGAAGAUGAUGUGCCAGUGGAGAGCAAGCAAAGCGCAGAGCAAAAACUUGUUGUGACUGGAGGGGAUCAUUCUAUGGUAGAAACCAUUGAGCAACGACACGCAUGUGUCACUCAUUGCGGUGGUAAGCAUGGGGUCAAGAGGGAGAAGUUAUCGACAGACCCAGUUGCCACUUGUAAACCCAUGGCUAAUGGAUUUAUGAGCGGUCCCAGCGCAGCCUCUAACUCCCCAAAUUGGACGCCUGUCAAUUGCCACUCGUGUUCUUCUCUCAUUGGAGUUACUUCAGGAGAAGAGGAGGGAGUACAACUCUUCAAGUGUCAUGUCUCUACUGACGAGUCCGCCGGUGGACCUUCCGAUAUAUUCCGGUAUCACACUUUAGACCGGGUGUUCUGCAAUGAACUUUUGGCGAACACUGAAGAGAGUUCUUCAUAUCGAUACAUUAUUCGUGGGGCAAAUACAAAAAUGCCGCUUCUUCAGUUGGUCCUCCUUAACCACGAAUCGUGGAACUGUUCGGGUUUUUGCCUUGGUGAAGUCAGUUCUCUUUCUGAUGACGCGCAGGACCCUCUUAAGAGGAAGGAAGCGUGUGUCUUUCUGGAUGAUGAGUACGAUGAUAAUUUCAUGGUGUCAUCCCCAGAAUGUGAGUUGCUUGUAGGAUUGGGGAAAGAAGAAUUUCCUCCUGCCUUCUUGGAACCGGUUAUGAAGGUUAUGUUUUGUGAUAUCAGCGACUUCAGCAAUGAGGACUUGAGCGGAGUCGAAGAGUGGGCCGAGAAGCAUCAAGCUGAUGACAUCUAUAUGCUUGAGAGUGAAAUAAGUUCGUUGACGAAAUCUCUGCAUGAAAAUCAAAGAUUGUUCCCGGAUUCUUGUGCUACAUUCGAGCAGUUCCGAUCAUCGUUCCUCACCAGAUGAGAGUGGACAUGGAGAAAAUUUGAAGUCGUUAUCAGUUACAUGUAGCAUUUUACUGAAUAUCCCAUCCUACAAUCCGUAGACCUGCCGUUGACAUAAGAAUUGUCUUAAUAGAGACAGGCUUGCAAGGUCUGCUGUCACUGGUGUCACAAGUUCGUGCACGCUGUAUGUACUACUAAGAAAUUUGUGGCGUCUACAUAGUGAUGUCUUUACCCAAAAGUCUGAUCUGGCUAGUCAGCAACCAGCCACGUUUAUCAGUAGUGUUCACAAGCCGGAAUCUCUUGACUGCUGUUUCAAAAUGAGUUAAUCUAUGUGGUAUGUCAUCUAGCAGAUGGGUUCCCCCUAGGCAGGGCGUAGAUAUCCUUGGUCCACCGUUUUUUAGGGUGUGACGAAUCCGUUGACAUACUGAACUGGGGUUACAUAUCCGUUGACAUUUAUCAGGUAUUCGGCUCAAGCGUUGUAGUUCAUACUGGUAUGAGUUACAUAGAGUCUGCAUGUCACAGGAGAGGUGAACUUAGGUUUAUACUCUCUUAAGUACGCUAAACUGACUAGCGGGGUUGCUCCUGAUUGCACCCAGUCGCCUACUAGCAGAAGAGUUUAGAAGAAGGAUACGAAUGACCCAUCCCUGCUCUCAAUCUUCCCCAUUCAACAUUUGAGGUAUAAUACGCAAGUUGUUGGGAGAAAAUGUCCGGCAGGAUCCUACUGUUUGUGGGAGUUGGAUCACGUCGGCCUUACCUUUUAAUGCGUCUCUUCACCGUCUUUAAGUGCGUCAUAAUCAUCGACAGGCGUCACGUUUCACGAGGCCGCGGGACGCAGUUUUGGAGGUAAAGAUGGUCUUUUUUGGCUAGUAACCUUCUGCCGAAGGAAUUUUAGUAAAUUAUACGCCUCUCAACUUCCACUGUAUGCUGCAAAGCUUACUUGACAAGACGCAAGCCUCGUGUCUUUGUACAUUUAGCUUCGGACGCAAGGGGAAUAUAGAUAGAAGGAAAGCCAGGGUUUGAAAUUCCCCAUUUGUUUCAAUAUUUUUGUUUGGGCGAAGUAAAUUUGGCUGUAAAUAUGUUGGUCAUGCCAGUCAAUACGUGGGAGACCGGAAAAGAUGUGUUCAGGCUUAGGUUUUUGUAGUUCAGGUUAGGUUCUGCCCAUAUCUCCUUUUCAGUUAGACCCUUCAAAUUUUGCAUACUAUUUUAACGGUGGAAAAGUUUUGUAUUUAAAUAUGGCUGGCUGCUGGACUUGGAACGG
Messenger RNA from Marchantia polymorpha subsp. ruderalis, 4033 nucleotides. The record is from the annotation of a GenBank genome assembly. NCBI's taxonomy places the organism in Eukaryota, Viridiplantae, Streptophyta, Marchantiopsida, Marchantiales, Marchantiaceae.